This is a messenger RNA of Argentina anserina (silverweed cinquefoil), 2187 nucleotides long. RefSeq names its product ABC transporter G family member 1-like. The coding region runs from base 1 to 2187 and encodes 728 amino acids. The transcript is spliced from 8 exons. NCBI's taxonomy places the organism in Eukaryota, Viridiplantae, Streptophyta, Magnoliopsida, Rosales, Rosaceae. Gene Ontology annotation, cellular component: membrane. The record is from RefSeq and is a predicted model, not a curated record. Gene Ontology annotation, molecular function: ABC-type transporter activity; ATP hydrolysis activity; ATP binding.
AUGUGCGUCUCUCAAGCUCACUUAAUUACGCACUGUCUAGAUCUUCUUAUGGCUUCAGUUGCGUCUCAUUCUAAUGUUCAUCUUAUUACUUCUAUUUAUGAAAAUGAAUAUGGCAACCAUCCCAGUAAUCCCACUGCAGUUGUGGAGGUUGAAACCGUUGCUAGAGGAGAUACGGUAGUGAGAGAAGAUUCCAGUCAAACCCGAAACCAUAUAAUGAUUCCACUGAUCGAAAAUGAUGAUGGAGGUCUCUUCUUGACAUGGAAAGAUUUGUGGGUGAGAGUAGCUUCAAAUAUAAAUGGGAGAGUAAAGCAUAGCAGUGAUGCAAGAGGCUACAGAUCAAUCCUCCGAGGGUUAACCGGUUAUGCAAAACCAGGGCAACUCUUGGCUAUAAUGGGUCCUUCUGGCUGUGGCAAAUCUACUCUGCUUGAUGCUUUAGCAGGUAGGUUGAGUUCAAACACAAGGCAAACAGGGGAUAUCCUUAUAAACGGAUGUAAACAAGCACUAGCUUAUGGAACUUCGACAUAUGUGACACAAGAUGACACUCUGAUGACCACAUUGACCGUGAAAGAAGCUGUAUACUACUCUGCUCAACUCCAGUUACCUGAUUCAAUGUCUCUGUUGAUGAAGAAAGAGAGAGCACACAUGAUAAUUAGAGAGAUGGGUUUGCAAAACGUCAUCAACACGAGGAUCGGAGGUUGGGGAGCCAAGGGCCUCAGCGGUGGCGAGAGGAGAAGAGUCAGCAUCUGCAUUGAGCUUCUUACACAGCCAAAACUUCUGUUUUUAGAUGAACCAACAAGCGGACUUGACAGCGCUGCGUCUUACUAUGUGAUGAGAAGAAUCGCUGAUCUCUGUCAUAAACCGCCUCAGAGGACCAUAGUUGCUUCCAUCCAUCAACCUAGCUCUGAGGUCUUUCAACUCUUUGACGAUCUUUGUCUCCUGUCUGGUGGUGAGACUGUAUAUUUUGGUCCAGCUUCUGCAGCAAAUCAAUUUUUUUCUGCACGUGGUUUUCCAUGUCCAAGUCUCCUAUAUCCAUCAGAUCACUUCCUCAAGACCAUAAACAAAGAUUUUGAGCUGGAGAUCGAGCGCGGUUUAGCAGGAAGGACGCCCACGGAGGAAGCCAUUCAUACUCUGAUGCAGUCAUAUAAAACUUCUGAUAUCUAUUGCCAAAUUCAGAGACAAAUUGCUGAAAUGUACAAGAAGGAUUGUGAAGCAUUAGAAGAAAUAAGUCAUGCUGGCUUUCUCACACAAUGUCUCGUACUUACAAGGAGAUCCUUUGUGAAUAUGUACCGAGAUCGAGGCUACUAUUGGUUGCGCCUUCCUAUAUACAUAGCCCUAGCUGCCAGCCUCGGCACAAUCUAUUAUAAUCUUGGAUACACUUAUGAAGCAAUUCAGGCACGAGGCUCUCUGCUAGCAUUUGUGGCUACAUUUCUAACCUUCAUGGCCAUCGGUGGGUUUCCUUCCUUUGUGGAAGACAUGAAGGUAUUUGAACGUGAAAGACUGAACGGCCAUUAUGGUGUUACUGCAUUCGUCUUCGCCAACACAUUUUCUUCGAUGCCUAUGUUGAUGUUGGUUUCACUGAUUCCUGGAGCAACAACCUAUUAUGUUGCUGGACUUCACAGAGGAUUUGGGCACUUCUUCUACUUUGCUGCUACUCUAUUUGCUAGCAUGAUGCUGGUUGAGAGCUUGAUGAUGAUAGUUGCGAGCAUCGUGCCGAAUUUCCUUAUGGGCAUAAUAACUGGUUCUGGAUUGCAAGGCAUUAUGAUGGUAUGCGGCGGAUUCUUCCGGCUACCAAAUGAUCUUCCAGAUCUUGUGUGGAAGUACCCGUUGUACCACAUUGCCUUUCACAAGUAUGCAUUCCAGGGCAUGUUUAAGAAUGAAUUUGAAGACACCACAUUUCCGAAUGCUCAUUUUAGAAGCGGUAGCUCUAAGUCGCUUAGUGGCGAGAGCAUUUUAAGAGAUAUAUGGCAGGUGGAAAUGGGUUACUCUAAAUGGGUCAAUCUUGGUGUACUGUUAGCAAUGAUAGUUCUGUAUCGCGUUUUAUUCUUAGUUAUUAUCAAGAUCACUGAGAAAGGAAAAACUAUGACGUUAGCUCUUCUAUCCGUGGCUCCCAAGCGAAGAAUGCGCGUAUUGGUGGAUCCCUCCUCUAUUCCGUGGCUCACGUCUAUAAAUUUUCAGUCAAUUUGGUAA